This is a messenger RNA of Larimichthys crocea (large yellow croaker), 2878 nucleotides long. It is a transcript of the gene osbp2b, whose product is annotated as oxysterol binding protein 2b. Lineage: Eukaryota; Metazoa; Chordata; Actinopteri; Sciaenidae. The coding region runs from base 307 to 1974 and encodes 555 amino acids. The transcript has 13 exons. Gene Ontology annotation, cellular component: plasma membrane; perinuclear endoplasmic reticulum; cytosol. The record is from RefSeq and is a predicted model, not a curated record. Gene Ontology annotation, molecular function: cholesterol binding.
AAACAUUGCUUCUGUCGUGCAAAGGAAAAAAAACAGGAACGGGGCGAGGGACAGUUUUUCUCCUAUGACUCUGGGGACGAGGAGCCUACAUCCCAGUCGGACCGCAGCGAGAUUCAGGGCACCCUGAAGAUACUUGUCAGCAAGCUCGACGACCUCAGCACAUGUAAUGAUCUGAUCGCCAAGCACGGGGCGGCCCUGCAGCGUUCCCUGAGUGAACUCGAGGGUCUGAAAGUCCCCGUGGAGGGAGGGGAGAAGAUCAAAGCAGUGAACGAGCGAGCCACCCUCUUCCGCAUCACUUCCAAUGCUAUGAUCAAUGCGUGUCGAGACUUCUUGGACCUAGCAGAGACUCACAGUAGGAGAUGGCAGCGGGCGCUGCAGUAUGAGCGAGAGCAGCGUACCCACCUAGAAGAGACCAUUGAGCAGCUAGCCAAGCAACAUAACAGCCUGGAGCGAGCGUGGAGAGAAGCGCCCACGCUCGUUUCCACCACACCCAGUGCCCCUACCACCAACAAGGAAGGGAGUGAGAGGCUGCGCAAAGAAGAAGCGAGUGAUGAAGAUGAGGAUACUGAGUAUUUUGAUGCCAUGGAGGAUUCCCCUGCAUUCAUCACAGUGACUGCCACUGAGAACACACAGCACAGGCGAUCUCAGAGUAAUUUGAGCGGAGCAAGCGGAGGUCAGCCCCACGACUGGAACCAGGACGACCACAUGUCUCCGAACUUUAAUGAUGUGUUAGGGAAGGAGCUGCAGCCACGCAGACAGAGGCGGACUCAUGUCCCAGACAAGCCCAACUACUCCCUCAAUUUGUGGAGCAUCAUGAAGAACUGCAUCGGCAAGGAGCUCUCCAAAAUUCCUAUGCCUGUAAACUUCAACGAGCCUCUGUCGAUGCUGCAGCGCCUUACCGAGGACCUGGAGUAUCACGAGCUUCUGGACAAGGCAGCGCGCUGCGAGUCCUCCCUGGAGCAGAUGUGCCUGGUCGCUGCCUUCUCCGUAUCAUCCUACUCCACUACGGUCCACCGGACAGCCAAGCCCUUCAACCCCCUCCUAGGCGAAACCUAUGAGCUCGAUCGCCUGGAGGACUUUGGCUACCGCUCGCUGUGUGAGCAGGUGAGCCAUCACCCCCCUGCAGCUGCUCAUCAUGUGAUUUCCCAACGAGGCUGGACCCUGUGGCAGGAAAUCACCAUCGCCAGCAAGUUCCGUGGCAAAUACCUCUCCAUAAUGCCUCUGGGUGCCAUUCACCUGCACUUCCACUCCAGCGGGAACCACUACGUAUGGAGAAAGGUCACCUCCACAGUGCACAACAUCAUCGUGGGCAAGCUGUGGAUUGACCAGUCGGGGGACAUUGAGAUUGUGAAUCACAGGACGAAGGAGACAUGCCAACUCAAGUUCUCACCCUACAGUUAUUUCUCCAGGGAUGUUCCACGAAAGGUGACAGGUGUGGUGGCAGACAGUGGUGGCCAGGCUCACUACAUCCUCUCCGGUACGUGGGAUGAUAAAAUAGAGAGUGCCAAGAUCAUUCAGAGCAGCCGAGGGGGCAGUGGAUCAGAAGGCAAGCAGAAGACCGUCUAUCAGACAUUGUCCCCCAAACUGCUGUGGAAGAAAUACCCUCUCCCGGAGAAUGCUGAGAACAUGUACUACUUCUCCACUCUGGCCCUGACCCUGAACGAGCCGGAGGAAGGAGUGGGAAUGACUGACAGCCGUCUGAGACCAGACCAGAAGCUGAUGGAGGAAGGACGAUGGGACGAGGCAAACUCAGAAAAACAGAGGCUAGAGGAAAAACAAAGAGCCGUGAGGAGGAGGAGGGAAGCAGAGGCUUCAGACGCUCUGGAUGAUGGUAGAGAAUAUGAAGGCUACCAGCCGCUGUGGUUUCACCAGAGGAGAGACUCAGUCACUGGAGAGACAAACUUUGUGUACAAGGGAGGUUACUGGGAGGCGAAGGAGAGACAGGACUGGAGCAUGUGUCCUGACAUCUUCUAACCCAGGAGCUCACCCCGGAUCACUCCUAACCUCAUUGGACAGGGAACUGCUCUGCCGCUGGUCCUUAAAGCAACGGGGCGUAGCUGGCUUUUGAGCACCAUGUGGACCUUUUUGUGAGCACGAGAACGUGUAUGUUUCACACACUCUCGGAUUACACUGUACCUCCAAAUGUGCACUCUCAUUCUGUUUUUAUUGCGGGGAAAAAGAGUGGGUGUUCCCCGAGUAGUCCUCUCUGACACUAUACUGAAACAGCAGUGAGAUAAUGUGUGGAUGUGAGGCACCUGCACACUCCUGAAAUCAGGUGCUCUCUAAAUCCUCCUCACGAUGCACUUUUCUGUGUCCACCCCAUUUAAGAGUUUUACAGAUUAGACAGAAUCCCGUAUCAAAGCAGCUGACAAUUACAAACAGGGACAAAGUCAUAAACGGGCACAUAGAAACAGAAAGAAAGUUACAAGAAAAGUGUCCCCAUCCUGCAUUUUAUCCAGCACAACUGAGAUUACCCGAGACCCAUUUUAUAAAACUUAAUUCACUUCAAGUGCUCAUUGUUUGCUUAAGAAAGAGGCCAAGGCCUGAAAGUGGUGUCUUCUGGUUUCAUUGUUAGUUAUGCUGACACAAAGUGUUAAAAAUGAAUAUAAAUAGAAAAGACAUUUUGAAAAACAUUUUUUCUUUAAAUAACUACAGACAAAAUAGCUAAGGUGACCUAAAUAAUCAAUAAUAAUAACAGAAAAUAAUCCAAUAUAAGUGUUAUUUCAUGCUGCUCUUGUUUAUUGCAAGUUUCUAUUAAUUAUCUAUUUUCUUAAGUUCAUGAUGCCUUUUUUAAUCAAAAUGUCUCAAGACAAACUAGGCUGAGUCAGGUAUUUGAUUGGCUUUAUUCCGAAUGAGCUGACAGGCAAAAAAAAAAAAA